GGAGAUCCCCGAAGCGGUUCCGGAGCUCCCGGAAGCGGCUCCCGAGCGGCGCCGGCGGAGCCCGAGGCCGAAACGGUUCCGAAGCGGGUCCGGAACUCGCCAGGCGGCUCCGGAAUUUGCCGAGAGAUUCCGAAGCCCUGCGGAGGUUCUCGAAGCGAUUCCAGAGACCCGCGAAGCGGCCCCGGAGAUCGCCCAGAGGUUCCGAAGCGGUUCCGGAGAGUCCCGAACCUCCUCCCGCCUUUCCGGAAGGUUCCGAGCGGCUCCGGACAUCGCUGAGGCCGUUCCGCAAAGCCCCGAAACGGUUCCGAAGCGGUUCCGGAAGUCGCCAAGCACCUCCGGAGCUUCCCGCAGCGCUUCCGGAAACUCCCGAAGUCGCAGCGAAGCAAUUCCGGAGCUUUACGAAGAGAUCCCGGAAGUUGCCGAAGCGGUUCCGGAGAGUCCCGAGCGGCUCCGGAAGUUUCCGAGCGGCUCCGGAAGUUGCCGAGCCGGCCGGCCCUCAGCGCUCGCCCCCGGCCCCCGUCGCCCCCGGAGCCCCCGAACCGGAGCCGCCCCCGGCCCGGCCCCGCUCCCUCGGCCCCGGGGGGGGCCCGGACCCGCCCCGGCCCCGCCGCCCCGGCCCGGCAGGAUGAUCAAGCUGUUCUCGCUGAAGCAGCAGAAGAAGGAGGAGGAAUCGGCGGGCGGCACCAAGAGCUCCAGCAAAAAGGCCUCGGCCGCGCAGCUCCGCAUCCAGAAAGACAUCAACGAGCUGAACCUGCCCAAGACGUGUGAGAUCGAUUUCUCAGACCAGGACGAUCUGCUGCACUUCCGCCUGCUCAUCUGCCCCGACGAGGGUUUCUACAAGGGCGGCAAAUUCGUCUUCAGCUUCAAGGUGGGGCAGGGGUACCCUCACGACCCGCCCAAGGUGAAGUGUGAGACGAUGGUGUACCACCCCAACAUCGACCUGGAGGGCAACGUCUGCCUCAACAUCCUCAGGGAGGACUGGAAGCCGGUGCUGACCAUCACUCCGUACUGUCGCGCCUGCAGUAUCCGGUCCGGGAAUUUUGGGAUAAUUUUGGGAUCUCUCAAACCCCAAAUCUCCCUCCCAAAGGAGCCCAACCCCGAGGACCCCCUGAACAAGGAGGCUGCGGAGGUGCUGCAGAGCAACCGGCGCCUGUUUGAGCAGAACGUGCAGCGCUCGCUGCGGGGCGGCUACGUGGGCGCCACCUACUUCGAGCGCUGCCUGAAGUGACCCCAACCCCACCUGAGGGGGCAGAGACACCCCGGGAACCCCCAAAAUCCUGCAGAGAAACCCCCAAAAUAUCCUGCAAAAAUCCCCCAAAAAUACCCAAUAAAACCUGAGAAAUAUC
Zonotrichia leucophrys gambelii is the source of this 1346-nucleotide messenger RNA. It is a transcript of the gene UBE2M, whose product is annotated as ubiquitin conjugating enzyme E2 M. The record is from RefSeq and is a predicted model, not a curated record. The transcript has 6 exons. NCBI's taxonomy places the organism in Eukaryota, Metazoa, Chordata, Aves, Passeriformes, Passerellidae. Bases 626 to 1228 code for a protein of 200 amino acids.